AUGAGACCCAGUAUUCAGCCUAACUGUGUAAACGACAUGCAGCCUGACGUACAUCCCAAAUCCAUCACUAGAGCAAAUCCGACGACAGAACGGACGCAUCCUCGAUAUCUCCAAAUCUCCAAGCCCGGAUCGUCGCUGCUGUCGCUCAACUGGCCGCGGCCACCCCGCAAUCUGCUGCUGGUGCAGAAGCUCUACUCUCCCGAGGUGACCGAGUCUGUCGUCCAGUUUGCAAAGCACAUCCGAAGCGACUAUCCCGAAGUCAACAUUGUUAUCGAAGCCCGUGUCGCCGUUCCGAUCCAACAAGAGCUCGACUUCCCCAUCUUCGUCGUCGACAACGGUACCAGCAUUGCCGACAAAAUCGAUGCUAUUGCAACUUUCGGCGGCGAUGGCACCGUUUUGCGAGCCGCAAGCUUAUUCAAGCUCCACGGGUCCGUCCCUCCAAUCUUAUCCUUCAGCAUGGGGACAUUGGGAUUCCUCGGGGAAUGGAAUUUUGCAGAGCACAAGAAAGCGUGGAGGGAGAUGUACAUGAGCGGGAGCGACGUGAGUGCGGGGCGCAAUGCUGCCGUCCCGAGAGGAAAGGAUGAUGGCGUGGAUACAACCAGGACCUCUGGUGAAGGCUGGGACCGAGUCAGGGGCAAGAGUAUGGGAAUGAACAGAGCAUCCCGAGUCUUGCUGCGGCAUCGGAUCAAGGCCGACAUCUUCGACAGGGCUGGAAACAACAUCAACCAUCAAGUCUCCAACACAUUGGCGAGCCAGCCAAAGUCGGGGAUUGCCAGUCCAACGGAGGUAUCGCCACCUCUGCGUGCCAUUAACGAAAUCUCGGUCCACCGUGGCUCGCACCCUCACCUGGCCAUCAUUGACAUCUACCAAAACGGCCAUUUUCUGACAGAAACGACAGCCGACGGCAUCCUCAUCAGCACGCCAACAGGCUCAACAGCUUAUAGUCUAAGCGCUGGAGGACCUAUUGUGCAUCCAUUGGUAAAGUCGUUGCUCAUUACCCCCAUCAGUCCUUGCAGUCUCAGCUUCCGGUCCCUAGUUCUGCCGCUGGACACAAAGGUGACACUCCGGAUGAGCCCCAAGAACAGAGGCCGCGAGCUGGACCUCAGCAUCGAUGGCAGACGGUGUGCUGGCGUCUUGCCUGGGUCAGAGAUCCAUGUCGAAGGCGAAUUCGUCGGGCGAGCAGGGCCUGGCGAGGAGUGGCAUGGCGGAGUUCCGUGCGUGAUACGGACAGAGGAUGAUGAUCCAUGGGUUGGUGGACUCAAUGGACUUCUUAAGUUUAAUCACCCCUUUGGCAGAGAACCUCCCAACGAGGACUUUUCUGACUAG
Molecule: messenger RNA, 1326 nt
Organism: Trichoderma virens Gv29-8
Lineage: Eukaryota; Fungi; Ascomycota; Sordariomycetes; Hypocreales; Hypocreaceae
Exons: 2
Coding region: 1-1326 (441 amino acids)
Biological process (GO): NAD+ metabolic process; NADP+ biosynthetic process
Molecular function (GO): NAD+ kinase activity
Source: RefSeq, a predicted model, not a curated record